Messenger RNA from Glossina fuscipes, 2007 nucleotides. It is a transcript of the gene NPFR, whose product is annotated as neuropeptide F receptor. Lineage: Eukaryota; Metazoa; Arthropoda; Insecta; Diptera; Glossinidae. The transcript has 4 exons. Gene Ontology annotation, molecular function: neuropeptide Y receptor activity. Gene Ontology annotation, cellular component: membrane. The coding region runs from base 375 to 1751 and encodes 458 amino acids. Gene Ontology annotation, biological process: G protein-coupled receptor signaling pathway. The record is from RefSeq and is a predicted model, not a curated record.
UAGAUUUGGCGGUGUAUCAGUGCAAGUUUCGAAAAGCGAACUGUUUGCCCUAAGGCGAAUAAAUUAAAAGACUUCCAGUGUACAACAGACUCCCUAUUGGAUAUUGAUAAAAAUUAUAUAGCGGGGGGUGAACCGAUCUAAUAUAAAGAAGAGGAAUAUACGCUUGCCUACCAUGCAAUCUUCCAAAAGUUGCCGUUAAAAGGCUUAAAUAAAGCUCACAAGAAAGGAAGAAUCAGUUUGAGAGGCAAGCCGGAUUAGGAAUCUCGGUCACAAGUUACGUUAUCCAGAACUGCGUGCAUGCAGUAUUUCAUCAAUAGCGAAAGCUAUCGAUAUAAAGUACAACGUACGCGUUUUAAUAGAAAAACUGGCAGAUUAUGACUACAAAAGCAAUUUUAGCAGAGAAUAAUAAUAACAAAUUUAUUAAUUUACUGUCAGUCGCAAGUCGCAAUGGUAGUUCGAUGGAGGGCACGGAAAUCGUUUUAGAUAACCUAGAUUACACAUGGCAAGCAACGAUGGGGCACCGUAUUGCAAACACGACCGUCAAUAAUAAUUCCGCUUUGGUUAUCGAUCCGGUGUUGAUUGAGCGAUUUUCACGUAAUCGCAGAAUAGAUGCCCCAUGGUAUCAUAUAUUAAUUGUACUCUACGGUAUUUUAAUUAUAUUUGGAGCUCUGGGUAAUAUAUUGGUGGUGAUGGCCGUAAUACGUAAACCCGCUAUGAGAACAGCGCGUAAUUUGUUCAUUUUAAAUCUGGCUGUUUCCGAUUUGUUGCUGUGUUUGGUAACUAUGCCUCUAACUUUGAUAGAAAUCGUCACGAAGUUUUGGCCUUUUGGCUCCUGGGCUAUACUCUGUAAAAUGAUUGGCAUGUUGCAGGCCUUAAGCAUAUUUGUAUCGACCAUAUCAAUAACCGCAAUCGCAUUCGACCGUUAUCAGUUGAUUGUAUAUCCGACACACGAUAGUCUACAAUUUGUGGGAGCCGUUUUCACACUGCUGGGUAUUUGGUUGCUGGCUUUACUCUUGGCCUCGCCUAUGUUCAUUUUUAAACGUCUAGUACAUGAGGAUAUGCCGCCCUUCCUGCAUAAAUUUGGCAUAAAUGCCAUAUCGUUUUGCAUUGAAGAUUGGCCGGUCGAUCAUGGAGCCUUUUACUAUUCAAUAUUUUCGCUAUGUGUUCAGUAUUUGGUGCCCAUAGUUAUUGUAUCGUGUGCUUAUCUCGGCAUCUAUUUUAAAUUAAAAAAUCAAAUUGCAGUAGUGACCACAAUACAAGCAUCGCAACAACGCAACACUGAACGAGGACGCCGGAUGAAGCGAACAAAUUGCUUGCUUAUAAGUAUCGCAAUUAUCUUCGGGGUGUCCUGGCUGCCAUUAAAUUUUUUCAAUUUGUAUGUGGACAUGAAGGGCACGUCGAACGAUGUUUUGGUUUUAUAUGCGUUCUGUCAUAUGUGUGGUAUGAGCUCGGCCUGCUCGAACCCGCUGCUCUACGGAUGGCUGAAUGACAAUUUCCGUAAAGAAUUUCACGAAAUAUUGUGCUGUUGUUCAGCAAAUAGUAAUAAUGCUCUUAAUGGUCAAAUAACAGGGAGAGAGAAAACGCGACGUACGCGGAAAUACAUUAACAUUGCCAAAGGCGAUUUGAAAUUACUCGGAGCAACAACGACGGCGGAUUGUCUGGCGCCUACAACCAAUUUGAACGGUUUGAGGAGUGCGGCAACAGAAUCAAUAGCAUUAACUGAAUAUCCCACAGAGAUUGUGUUACGGUAAAUUAAAAUCAGCAUAACAGAUUUAUUCGCUUUGAAUCGAGUUCUGGGAAUCUAUCAGGAUAAUUUCUUAGAUCUUUACCAUCUAUAAGAGGGAUGCGGCUUGCCAUUGUAAUUUUGAAUUUAUAUAAAGUAUUCCUUCACCAAAGAUGUAAAAAGUUUGCUAUAAAUGUGAAAUUUAACAUAAAAAUAAUAAGAAGAAGGUUUGUAUCAUCUGAAGCGAAAGAUCUUCAUAGGAUGGCAAAGGGGAAAUGCAAAGG